This is a messenger RNA of Prinia subflava (tawny-flanked prinia), 2944 nucleotides long. It is a transcript of the gene COLEC11, whose product is annotated as collectin subfamily member 11. Lineage: Eukaryota; Metazoa; Chordata; Aves; Passeriformes; Cisticolidae. The transcript is spliced from 7 exons. The record is from RefSeq and is a predicted model, not a curated record. Bases 290 to 1123 code for a protein of 277 amino acids.
UCAUGGACCUCUUCAGUUUUCCCACACUUCUUCCCUAAUUAUUGUCCUUCACGACAGCUGAUCUAUUUCAAACAGGAAGCUGUUUACAGAUAACACUUGCAACUGUUUUGUCUGAUUUGUUGAACUGUCGAAAAGCAAAAGGCAAACUCUUUUCAAAUUAAAAACUGUCAGUCUUCUGUAAACAGCAGCAAUGAGGUUCAUCUGUGCAGUGUCCCUGCAGGCACAGAGCAUUGUGCAGUUCCCAUUCUCUCAGCAGCUAUAAGGAGUCAGUGACCUGUAAGUGCUCAUUAUGAAGAGAGAUCUGGUUUUCUUGGUGACUCUAAUUAGCCUUGCCUUCCUGUCACUGCUAAGAUCUGGAUAUCCUCAACACAUUGCAGAGGAGUCCUGCUCUGUUCAGAUUCUGGUUCCAGGCCUCAAAGGGGAGGCUGGAGAAAAGGGGGAGAAAGGUGCUCCAGGUCGUCCAGGCAGAGUUGGACCUCCAGGAGAAAAAGGAGAAAUGGGGGACAAAGGACAGAAAGGCAGCAUAGGACGGCAUGGAAAAAUUGGUCCUAUUGGUUCAAAAGGUGAAAAAGGAGAUAAUGGUGACAUAGGACCACCAGGUCCUAAUGGUGACCCAGGCAUCCCUUGUGAGUGCAGUCAGCUAAGGAAGGCUAUUGGUGAAAUGGAUAUUCAAGUAGCCCAGCUGACGACAGAACUAAAAUUCAUAAAAAAUGCACUGCCCUCCCCCGCAGCUGUCGCCGGCGUGCGCGAGACAGACAAUAAGAUCUACCUGCUGGUGAAGGAGGAGAAGAGGUACAAGGAAGCCCAGCUGUACUGCCACGGGAGAGGAGGGACGCUGAGCAUGCCCAAGGAUGAGACUGCCAACAGCCUGAUUGCCUCGUACAUCAACCAAGCUGGGCUCACCAGAGUCUUCAUUGGGAUUAACGACCUGGAGAAGGAGGGGAAUUUCGUCUACUCCGACCGGUCGCCCAUGCAGACCUUCAACAAGUGGCGCAGCGGGGAGCCCAACAACGCCUACGACGAGGAGGACUGCGUGGAGAUGGUGGCGUCUGGGGGCUGGAACGACGUCGCCUGCCACAUCACCAUGUACUUUGUGUGCGAAUUUGACAAAGAGAAUGUCUAAGCUGCUCCGCUCCGCUCUGCCUUUCUUUUAAGAAAAACGUCGUAAGACAAUUGUACAAGUUCGAGUAAACUCCGUGUUUAUAGAGUGCAAGUGAAAUUUUGAAAGCACGUGGUGUCAGAGUUGUACAGCUGUAAAUACAAUUUAGGUAUUUCAAAUAUCAGAAUUUACCCUUCAGAAGGGAAGACCAGUAAUAAGGCAUAGCUUGGUUGACUUUUUUUUUAAUGUAGGAAAAUAUAUCUUUUUAGAUAAAAAUGUGCUUUGGGACUAAAUUUUGCCCUUACAACAGUUAACAAAUGCGAUUACAUGACUGUAAGGGAAGGCAGAAUUUGGCCUCUAGCUGUUAGAAUGGUUAGAAUUAGAUUCCUGAUAUUCUUUUAUCUUAGUAAAAUUUGUAAUUAUAAGUGCUAAUUACUUGUAAUGCUACAGGGUUAUUUUGACAAGAAGACAAAAUAUUUUGUAUACUCCAGUCAAUAAGUACAAAUAUUACUAUAUGUUUUUUGAAUGUUACAACAUUUUUUUCUUUAAACUGGCCAAAGCAAACCAAAAAUUUAUGAUUCCUACCAAUUUUGUAAUGUUUCUUUAUUAAACUGUUCACAGAUGUAUGACCAAAAAGCAUUUAAGUAAACUGAAUUUUAGUGCUGAGGGAGGACAAAGUCUAGUGAAAGGUGUCCCUACCCAUGGCAGGGGGUUGGAACAAAGUAAUCUUUAAGGUCUCUUCCAACACAAACUAUUCUAUGAUUCCAUGAGUCUAUGCUAUGAAAAAUCUUAUAAUUUAGUACUUAAAGAGGGUUUCCAUCCAGAUGGUGUUUUGGGGUCGGCUAAAUGUAAAUGUAACAAUUCAAUUUUCUGCAUUCCUUGGUUGAGAAUGAUUCAGUGCAUGAAGUAUUUCAAACCCUAAAUAAUUCCCUAAAGUAAAUAUUUCACAUUUUUUUAAGAUAAUCUUGGUGCAUCUUCUUACAAAACAAGUGAAAUACCAGCCCUCCACAGUUUAAGGCAGACUUCAUAUAUAUGCAAUUAAGCUCAUGAAAUCACAUUAGCUACCAGUUCUUUUUAGUAUGAAAACAUCUUACAUGUUUACACAGAUUUUUAAAAUAAUCCCCUGAAAAGCAGAAAAAUUUCCAAAAUUUUACUGAUUAUGUGUAUAGCAGUAAUAAAUUACUUAGCACAAACAAUUUAUGUACCAAAUUUACAACUGCAUGUGAUGGAAAAAUAUGAUACAUAUUUUAAAAAAUCCCCAGCAUAAUUUCACAAAAGAAUGAUGAAUUACUUUAAAUCUUCCCAGGAGCCAGUUGCAUGCCACCUCAUCUCACUGUUAGGCACAGAAAAAUCGACAAAAUUUGCAAAAUCUCUGACUGUGUUUCUUUAGGAAUACCUUGCACCGUGUUUUAAGAAGAUUUUUAAGGAUAAAUGAUCCUUGCAUAACCUUCUGAUCAAAAUGCUUCUCUGAUGAUUAUGGCAGAUUGGCGUAUAGGAUAUCCACAGUGGAUAUGGCAAGUGUUCCCAGAGAUUUCCUUACAACAAGGAAACCAACUCACAUCAACUCUGCUGUGCUGUGGCACGUAAACCAUGACCAUACAAUGCUGUUCAUAUCCACAGAUGCUGACAUUAUUUGAUUUACAUACCUAAGAGAACAAACUUUUGCUUGCUGUAUUUACUCUGUAAAUCGCAAUCCUUUAUAUAUAUAUAUGUUUGUUAUUAAUUUUUAAGAUCACUAGCAGUACCUAUAGUAGUAUCCUAUAGUAUUUGAUUAUCAGCCCAGCUCCAGAGCAAUCACUCAAAAUGAAUGGGUCCUUUGAUUGCUUUACUUUCUUAUAAUAAAGA